CCUAUUCUACUGCUCUACGUAAUGGUCGUAUUGCGCAAUACCACCCGUGACUGACUGUCACUGACCCUAUCCAUAGUUACAAUACAAGCUCCCGCCGAUAAGCUCAGUGACCCCAAAAUCUGGGCAUCCAGCCAUGCAUGUGCUUCUGCUGCUGCGACUUCACUUGUGACCUCACUCUUUCCUUUCUCCACACACACCACCCCCCUUGGAGAUGCUCCUUCUACUUGAUUUGACUUGACCACAGCAGAAGAGUCCUCGUUGAUGGAUCGUCAUGGAUGAUACUAUCGCAGAACCCAUUGUCAAUCGCGAUGAGCCUAUACCUGUCAUAUUCUCCGACAAGCAGAAACAUGAUACCAAGCAUCCGCGAGCUCGGGGGCACAAGCAAUCAGUCUCGGGGGUUGGGCGGUCUCUGCAGGACAGGCUAUUCUCCAAGAUCCUGGAGCAGGUAGUGCCUACAGAAGAUGCCGAUAAGGAAUCGUUGUCAGGCGGCGACAAGUCUCUCGCCGCAGACCCCAAGCGGCCAGCCUUCAGCCUACCUCUCAUGGCAAACAACUUUCGCAGGUUCAAUGCAAGAAUUGGAAUUGUCUUUACGUUUCAAAUCCAGGUUGAGCGUCUGUUCAGCUGGAAAAAAGCCUCCCACACGCUUUCGUUCCUCUUCAUCUAUUCGUUCAUCUGUCUGAACCCACACCUCUUCGUACUGAUUCCGAUCUCCAUUCUUCUAUUCUUCAUCAUGGUGCCUGCAUUCCUUGCGCGGCACCCUCCCCCUCCUUCAACGUCAACCUCAAGUAUCAUGCCUUACUACUCUUACGAUGGCCCGGCACUGGCACCUGCGAAAACCAUCAAGCCAGCCUCAGAGACCUCGAAGGACUUCUUCGUGAAUAUGCGAGACUUGCAGAAUUGCAUGGCGGACUUCUCCGACGCCCACGACGCCAUGGUCUCGGCCUUUGCACCUGUGACCAAUUUCUCCGACGAGAAGCUUUCGUCAGCGGUUUUCUUACUGUGUCUGCUCAUUGCCGCUCUUUUGUUCUUGACUGCCCAUCUUGUUCCUUGGCGCUUGGUCUUCCUGGCUGGCGGUAAUCUAGCUAUAUUCUCCCUGCACCCUCGUUUUCACCAUUUUGUCCAGGCUAUCACAGCGGACCUCUCACAGCAACCUGCGGGAACGGAAUCCAUGGCCGAAAAGCAACUCAGGAGCGCGGCAAACGCUGCUGGGGUUCCACUACCCGCUUCCUCCUCUAGUGCCAUGUCCUUGAUGAGAUCAUUGGCUAAUAUCUCUCUGGAUUCUGACACUGAAGAACGCGAGGUCGAAAUCUUUGAGAUUCAGUAUCGCUCCCUGGCACCAUAUGCCGAAUCUCAGUGGGACCAUUUCCUGUUCAGUCCGAUGCCAUACGACCCACUCUCGCCACUUCGCAUCGCAGGCGACCGUCCCAAAGGGUGCCGGUUUUUCGAGGACGUCCAACCUCCAAGCGGUUGGGCAUGGAAGAGCAAAAAGUGGGAGCUGGAUCUAGACUGUCGCGAGUGGGUGGUCGAGCGCAUGAUCACGGGGGUUGGCUUCGAGGUACCGGGGGGCGCUUCUGAAGAUCAAACAGCCGGUGGAGAGAUCGGGGGCUGGGUCUGGGAUCUGCCUCCUGCUUUUGUCGCGGAUGACAACACAGCCAGUGAUAGAAAAGCUUCUGCCAAGAAGGGCAAGGAACGUGCCUCGCACGAUUAUGAAGAAAGAGGUAAUACCGGAGGAAUGGACAUGAAUAAUGGAGAUGCUAGUUCCUGUCAUUGGCUGUGGGACUCUCCCCAUGCGCGGCCGUCGCUCUGUGCCUUGGAGUACCUCUCUCUUGCACCAGCGAUCGUUAUUUUGAUCAUUGCACUGAGCCACUUACUAUCACAUGGAGCUUUGAUAAGAUGCCCAAAAUGGAUGAAUACCUUCAUUCAGGAGCAGCCAGCAUCGAUAGAGCUGCCCAUAGAACGGCCACCGCAGCGUGUUGGCUGGGUUGUAGCCCUGUUCGCCAUCUCGAUGAUUGGAUUCCUAGCUGAACUGAUCAGUGUUAUCCUCGGCGGGCCUUUGAUAAGCACCGUACUCCCUGUCUCCUGGGCUGUGGCUGCUGCCAUGGUUGCAGUGCUGCGCCCGAGAUCGUGCCCUACAUCCCUGCUUUCCUUUUUCCUGAGUGCAUUGGUGGUCGAGUCCGCAUAUCUCAUCAAUGAUGAUGUGUAUAAUGUCUCUAGACUCUUCACACGCCAUGUGGCUGCUGCUGCUGCUUUGGCCGGCUGUACGGUCAUCCUUGCAAUGCCCUUUCGCCGCCAUAGUCUUCCGCAGGACGACAUCAGCGCCGUUGGUCAAGUGCCAUCCAGCGACUUGCGCAGCCCAGAGGACAACUUGCGACUUUGGCAGUUUCUGAGCGUGUCUUGGAUGGCUCCAUUAAUUUCUGUAGGCAAGAACAAACAAUUGCAGGAGGAAGAUGUGUGGUUUCUGGGGUACGAGUUUCAGCAUCGCAGACUGCACGAGAAGUUCCGGCAAUUGAAAGGAUCCGUGCUGGGAAGGCUACUUCAAGCGAAUGCAAUUGACGUGCUAAUAAUAACGACAAUCUCCAUCGUGCAGAUGCUCUGUGAUUUCUCGACCCCUGUCUUGCUCCAGCAAUUGUUGCAGGCGAUGAAGGAUCGAGGCACGUCCAAUAGACCGGCCUUGACCUAUGCAUUGCUGAGUCUGAUGCUUCGCCUGGUGCUAGCGCAGGCCCAGGUUCUCAAUCUGUGGUACGGGAGACGUGCCUACGAACGGAGUAGAGGCGAGAUGAUCAUGAUGGUUUAUGAGAAGGCACUUUCGAGAAAGAACGUCUUUGAUCAGGAGAUAAGCGAGAAGGAAGAUGGAUCCGAGCCCUCCGAAGAAACGGAUGAUGAUACAGAAUCGAAUCGCCAAUCAAAGAGGUGGUGGUGGCCCUUCUCGCGCUCCAAGAGGGUAACGCGCAAGGAGAAGAUUAAGAAAACAGCGUCCAUGGGCAAAAUCUUCAAUCUAUUACGUGGAGACGUCUACGAAGUCGCGCAGAGAUUCUGGGAAAUUGACUCCCUGAUUGACAAACCGCUGGGGCUUAUCAUUGCGACCGUUCUCGUCUGGAAGCUCCUCGGGCCGUCAUGCUUCUUGGGAGUUAUAGCCAUUUUGGUUGCCCAAACGCUUAACGCGUUCAUCACUCGUACACUUCUUCGUUGGGAACGUGUACGUCGCCUAGCAACAGACACCCGGCUUCAGAUAUCUUCUCAAUUUGUUGAGGCUCUGCGACAUUUGCGUUGGUACGGUUGGCAGAACCAUUGGCUCCGUCAGGUAAUGGACGCCAGACAGUCCGAGUUGAACCUGCGAAUUGUCACUAGUCUUUGGAAUGUGCUGAUUCGCUUCAUCAACACCCUUGCUAGUGGGCUGUUCCCUGUGGUCGCAUUAUACGCCUACACCUUCUUGGCUGGAAACCCGCUGCGCAUCGAUAUCAUCUUUCCUGCUCUUCAGCUGUUUACAAUGCUGGAAACCCGACUGAGGGAUAUCCCGAGUCUCAUCACUGUGCUCAUAAACGCCUCGAUUGCUAUGGAGAGAAUCGAGGACUUCAUGGCAGAGCCUGAUAAAGAGAACACGCCACUUGCUGCUGACUGCGCCUCUCUCAUCAAACUGGAAUCAUGUACCUUUGCCUGGCCCGGGAAAUUAUCACCUGUGCUUUCCGAUCUCAACCUGGACGUGCCUCAAGGUCUGACCGUUGUCCACGGUAAGGUGGGAUCUGGCAAGACAGCUUUGCUCCAAGCCCUACUGGGCGAGCUGGAUAGACUGGAAGGAAUCUCCCAUCUCCCAAAUGAAAUGGUCGGGUUCUGUGCUCAGACCCCGUGGCUGCAGAGCAUGAGUAUCAGGGACAACAUUCUGUUCUCUUCGCCGUUUGAUGAGCAGCGUUACAAGCUGGUGCUAGAUGCCUGUGCACUUAUACCGGAUCUCUCUAACUUCAAGCAUGGUGACCUGUCUUUUGUGGGUGAGAAUGGAAUAGGUCUCUCUGGGGGUCAGAAGGCACGGGUGGCUCUGGCACGGGCAAUGUAUAGCUCGGCUAGGAUACUGCUACUUGACGACCCUCUUUCAGCCUUAGACCAUAAUACAGCAGAGACAGUUGUUCAUAAAUGCUUCUUGGGUCCGCUAAUGCGCAACCGGACUGUGGUUCUUGUCACCCACAGAACCCACCUAGUCGGUGAGAUUGCUGACCAGAUUGUUCGCAUCGAAAAUGGGAAGGCCACGGUAGAAAUUAACCAGAAUGUGUCGUCUCAUGGCAGCGAUGACCAGGAAAGCGCUCCGUCAGAAAGCACAGAAACUGCCAACGAGGGUAAAGUUGCUCUUGAAGAUGCCUCUGCUGCAAUUCCCACGAAAUUCAUAGAAGAAGAACAUAGAGCAGAAUGGGGAGUGCAGGCACGAGUAUAUUGGAAGUACAUCCAAGCUGGCAAAUACCGCUGGUGGCUCGCCCUCUUUGCGGUAUUGACAAUCUAUCGCCUGUCUUCCGUUGGCCAGUCAUGGUUUCUCAAGGAGUGGGGAGAGGCAUACAAGCAGAUACUCUUGUUCUUCGGACAAUCGAACCUCAACCGUGUGACUUCCAGUGCGGAACUAACUACCGCCUCGACGAUGGCAAACAACAUCCACUGGGCGCCGCGGGACCCAUUUGAUGGCUUCCCCGCGCCAGAAGAGAAUGUGAAACCCUGGUUGGUAGCAUUCUUGCUCAUUACCGGCUUCCAGUCGCUGAUGCUUCUGCUCGCACAGCUUCUGAUGUUGGUGAUCGUCUACUGCGCCGGCCGAACGCUGUUCGAGGAGGUGAUGGUACGAGUGAGCAACGCCACGUUCCGAUUCUUCGAUGUCACACCCGUGGGUCGCCUGAUGAAUCGACUUACUUCUGACAUUGGAGUGGUCGACGGCAACAUCAGCGAACAGUUCCAAAUGAUCGCAUUCCAAGCCAUCACCUGGGUGUCCUCGAUAGCCGUUAUCGCAACUGUGACUCCGACAUUCCUCGGGUUCUCGCUCCUGCUCACCGCAGCCUUUGUUCUCAUCUUCCGACGAUUCCUCCCCACCUCGCAGAGCUUGCGACGUCUGGAGAUGGUAUCGCUGAGUCCACUAAUCUCCAACUUCGGUGAACUGCUUCAUGGCCUAACCACCGUGCGCGCCUUCCACGCCGAGAGCCGCUUCCAGGACCGUGUCAUCGCCGUCGUCGACAAGUUCCAGGGCAUGGACCACUUCUACUGGUCACUGCAAAGCUGGCUCAUGUACCGGUUCGAGAGCCUUUCCGCGGUCUCGACCUUCUGCCUUACCGUCCUCGCUCUCUACACCAGCGUCAGCCCCGGCCUAGCAGCCUUCGUCCUGAUCGCGGCCAACAACUUCGUAACCUCCACCCAUGCCCUGUGCAAGCAGUACGGCCAGCUCCAAAUGGACUUUGUAUCGGUCGAGCGAGUGGACGAACUGCUGCACGUGGAGCAAGAACCCCCCGGCACAAUCGAUCCUCCGGCCUCGUGGCCCAAAUUCGGCCAGGACAUCGUCGUCGAGGACGUGACGAUCCGCUACGCGCCGCACCUCGACCCUUCGCUCCGCAACAUCUCCCUGCGCAUCCCCGGCGGCUCCACAACGGCCAUCAUUGGGCGCACCGGCAGCGGCAAGUCCACGCUGGCCGUCGCCAUGCUCAGCGUCGUGCGGCCCGAAUCCGGGCGCAUCCUCGUCGACGGCCUGGACAUCGCGCAGGUCGCAACGCAAGCGCUGCGGUCCCGCGUCACGUUCGUCGCGCAGGACCCUGUCCUCUUCCCCGGGAGCAUUCGGCUCAACCUCGAUCCGACGGGGGAGUACUCCGACGCCGAAUGCGCCGAGGUGCUCAAGCGCGUCUGCAGCCGCCACGGCUGGAGUCUCGAGACGCCCGUGGAAGCCGGAGGCAGCAAUCUGAGCCAGGGCGAACGGCAGCUGAUCGGGCUCACGCGGGCGGUGCUGCGGCGCAGUCCCAUCGUCAUCCUGGACGAAGCGACGGCGUCGAUCGACCAUGAAAGCUCGUUGGAGAUCCAGCAGAUCCUGCGCGAGGAGAUGAGGGAGUCGACGGUGGUGACCAUCGCGCAUCGGCUGGAGGCGAUCAAGGAUGCGGAGUAUUAUAUUGUUCUGGAUAAGGGAGGGGUGUCGGAGCAGGGGUAUGUUCGGGAUAUGUGAGGUGGAAUCUUGGUGAAGGAAUCCGCCUUUUCUGCCACGAAGCAUUUCCCAUAGCUAGACCGAUAGAAAGGAAGAAGAGUUUGAAGUAGGUAUCUGAGCUUGGAGUAAGCUAUGGCAAGCACUGAACAGUCCGUACCAAGAAGGUCAUGCGAUUAAGGGGCGUGAUCAUGAUGACACUUCCCAUCAUGUCUCUAGCCGCGGGGGUCAUCUACAGGUAAAGAGAACCGCGUCCGUACUCAAUAAAGAG
Messenger RNA from Aspergillus brunneoviolaceus CBS 621.78, 6416 nucleotides. RefSeq names its product putative ABC bile acid transporter. Gene Ontology annotation, biological process: transmembrane transport. The coding region runs from base 272 to 6169 and encodes 1965 amino acids. NCBI's taxonomy places the organism in Eukaryota, Fungi, Ascomycota, Eurotiomycetes, Eurotiales, Aspergillaceae. The record is from RefSeq and is a predicted model, not a curated record. Gene Ontology annotation, molecular function: ATP hydrolysis activity; ATP binding; ABC-type peptide transporter activity. The transcript has 7 exons. Gene Ontology annotation, cellular component: fungal-type vacuole; membrane.